Ilyonectria robusta is the source of this 1450-nucleotide messenger RNA. RefSeq lists its product as uncharacterized. The coding region runs from base 90 to 1313 and encodes 407 amino acids. The record is from RefSeq and is a predicted model, not a curated record. The transcript is spliced from 2 exons. Lineage: Eukaryota; Fungi; Ascomycota; Sordariomycetes; Hypocreales; Nectriaceae. Gene Ontology annotation, molecular function: protein binding.
CUUGGCUUCCCUCCCAACCCAAAAAAAAACCCGUCACAAAAAUUGACAUAUCAGAAGCGCCUGGGCGUAAAUGAAACACCCUAAGAAAGAUGGCUUCACAAAAUGUUGUGUCUUCCAAGGUCUCGCUGACUUUGGACCUUCCGCCAAGCUGCAUUCAGUUCUGUCCCGCGCAUCCUGAACUGUUUGUCGUGGGCACGUACAAUCUCGAACGAGACCAGACGGCGGGGCAAACAGAUGCUGGUGACGGCGAGGAGGGAGAUGACUCGACAAAGACGCCCCAGAACCGCAAUGGAAGCCUUCUAGUAUACAGGAUUGAGGGUACAGAACUAACCCUGGUGCAAACAGUUUCACAGCCAUCAGCCAUCUUGGAUCUCCGUUUUCAUCCCGCUUCGGACAAACAUGACAUCCUCGCCGUGGUUUCAAGUACCGGGACGCUCGCCGUAUUCAAGUUGGACCCAAUGGAGGAUGCCGCAUCUCCACUUAAGCACAUUGCGACCAGCAGAUGCGACGAUAUCGACGAAGAUGUCUUGUUUUUACAAUGCAACUGGCAUCCACUGGACGCAAACGUGAUAGGAGUCACGACCUCGACGGGCGCGGCGAGGUUGCUGUGUUUAGAUGACGAGCAUCGAAUUACAGAUUCCUCGAUCGAUCUCGGUGUUGCGAAUUCACUGGAAGCCUGGUGCAUCAAUUUCUCACCCACUUCACUAGAUGACAGCAAACAUGAUGCCGAGGUGACAGUGUAUUGUGGCGGAGACGACUCGAUGCUUCGUUACCAGUCCCUUAGCUUGGGCAGAGCUGAUGAGGUGUUAUCCUGUGAGAGCCCGUACGCACCCAUCACGAUCAAGGGCACACAUACAGCCGGUGUCACGGCAAUACUGCCACUCCCACUCUUCGUGAAGGAUAAGGGGAGGGUGGUUGUGACGGGAAGCUACGAUGAUCACCUACGUGUCUUUAUUAUCCACGAUCUGCACGAAUCCUACGGUCUCAAGCGGGUCGAGCUGGUGCUGGAGGAAAAUCUCGGGGGCGGCGUGUGGAGGCUGGACCUGGUCAAUAUCAGCCAGCGGGACGGAGGUCUCAGGAUACGGAUAUUGGCGUCUUGUAUGCAUGCCGGAGCCCGACUAGUUGACAUGGAAGUCCAGAACGAACAAGACUGGACGUGCCGUGUCUUAGCGCAAUUUGAGGAGCAUCAGAGCAUGAAUUAUGGGAGCGACUAUGUCCGUGGCGGGCAGGGGGAUGGGUUGCGAUGCGUAUCGACUAGCUUCUAUGAUAAGUUGCUAUGUGUUUGGGAUUAUGAGCCCGUGGCGCAAGGAUAAAAAGGAAAUAGAGGAAGAAUAUCUACCUAUGAUUGGGCAACCUGAUGGGAGCUGAAGCUCCAUGCAUCCCUUUGUUUGUCAACUGUUAUCUCUGGUGGCUUGAUCCCGGGCCAACGAGUGGCUGCCUUAACCUGUUG